GCGGGAGGAACCGAGGGGAGGGCGUGAGGCGCGAGACGCCGGCAACCUCGCUCGGGCCCAAGUCACCGCCCGCGUCCCCGGCUGAGGCGGCCGCAGGGGCCGGCGUCGAGGGCGUGGCGGCCCCGGGCGGAGGGGGGGGUCUGUCCGCCCCAGGCGGUGCUCGUCACCCCCGGGCCUCUCCCCUCGAGUGCACAGCAGGUAGAUGCUGCAAAGCUGACCACUGGAGUUCCUGGAUCCGGGGAACCCACGUGGUGGAAGGAGAGAACCAAUUCCUGCAGGUUGUCCUCUGACCUCCACUAAGUGUCUGGCAGAUAUCCUAGAACUUUACCCACAGAGAAGAUGCUACGAGACACCAUGAAGUCUUGGAAUGAUAGCCAGUCAGAUCUCUGUAGCAGCGACCAGGAGGAGGAAGAGGAGAUGGUCUUCGGUGAAAAUGAAGACGACUUGGAAGAGAUGAUGGAUCUGAGCGACCUGCCCACCUCACUUUUUGCUUGUGGUGUCCAUGAAGCAGUGUUUGAGGUCCCAGAGCAGAAGGAGAGGUUCGAAGCUCUGUUCACCCUCUAUGAUGACCAGGUCACGUUCCAGUUGUUCAAGAGCUUCCGCAGAGUGCGGAUCAACUUCAGCAAGCCCGAGGCUGCGGCGAGAGCUCGGAUAGAGCUCCACGAGAGUGACUUCCAUGGCCAGAAGCUGAAGCUGUACUUCGCACAGGUGCAGGUGUCCGGGGAGGCUCGGGACAAGUCCUACUUACUGCCACCACAGCCCACCAAGCAGUUCCUCAUCUCCCCUCCAGCCUCCCCGCCAGUGGGGUGGAAGCAAAGUGAGGAUGCCAUGCCUGUGAUCAACUAUGACUUACUCUGUGCUGUCUCCAAGCUGGGGCCAGGGGAGAAAUAUGAACUGCACGCAGGAACCGAGUCCACCCCCAGCGUGGUGGUACACGUCUGUGAAAGCGAAACGGAAGAGGAAGAAGAUGCAAAAAACCCCAAACAGAAAAUCACGCAGACUCGGCGCCCAGAGGCCCCCACGGCCGCGCUGAGUGAGCAGCUGGACUGUGCACUGUGAGCCCUGCCGCCGCAUCUGUGCUGCUGCUGCUGCUGCUGCUGCUGCACCUGUGCUUCCUGAUGCUGCCGCUGCACCUGCUGUGGAGCGCAGCCAGGAGAUGCCGCUGCAUCCAUCGGGCAGCCAGGCCAGCCUUGCCAGGCCGGAACGUGGGGUGAAGUAGCAGAUGUGGCCAGCUGUUUGAAAUUUUGAACAAUAUUCUAAAUGGCACUUUACGCGACAAGGUUAGCCCCCACUGUGUGGCACCUGACUCCUCCCCCAGAAACCUUAGUUCCCCUGAACGUGUAGAUCGUUGGGUACCAAAGGCCAGAACUAGAAUCACCAGUGCACUACCAUUUUUACAGAUUUAAAAAUUAGUCUUACAAUUUCAGUAAUUUGGUGUGGGUAUUUUUGUACUGGUGUGGUAGUGUCUAACAAAUACAUUGAGCAAAGGCUGAAUGUUACUCAUUGUACAUGACUUUUUUUGUUAGAUAUGAAAUCAUGUGUAGAAGUCAUUUUUCUCCAGUAUUUUUCCACUAGCCUUGGGAAUGAAAUGCCAACUGGAUGAGAUUGUCAGCUCCACACGGCAUGCACAGAUGUGCUCUUGGCUCUCAAUAUCCCUCUCGCAGUUGGUGGAGGUGGUGCACAGAACCCUGCCCCCAGGGCAGCCCUCCCAGGUAAGCCUGGGCUCUGCAAGCAGACUGUGUCACCGGAAGCUUGGCUGCUGAUGACAAGGAGUUGCAGCCUGGGGAGGAACAGCAGCUCUUCAGGUAAUCUCCUGGCCAUCCUGAUGCUGGCCUGUCACUGCUGGAGUUGUCCUGCCUUGUGUGGAGACUUGGGGAUGCUAGUCACAGUCUUCAAUUUUAGAAAAUAAUAAGACUUUCUGAAGACCACUUUAAAUCGGGAGGAGUUGUUUCUUUCUCUUUUUUGUUUGUUUGUUUGUUUGAAGACAGGGUUUCACUUUGUAGCCCAGGCUGGCCUUGAGCCCAAGACUGUUCUCCUUCCUCAGCCUCUUGAGUCCUGGGAUUGAAGGUAUUAGGCACUGGGUGCAGUUCCUGCUUCCCUUUUUAAUGAAAUUUUCCACCUUAGCUUGCAGUUGACAUUUAUAUAGAAUUGCUUCUUGCACAUGUCAAUGCAGCAUCACUAGCGUGCUGGGGCUGCAGUCCCUCUGGAAGAAUGCCCUCCUGCCCAGGAGUGCCCUGCUCCAGGUGGGUCAGCUGGCCCCACCCUCUCACUGUGCUUUCUUAAUACAUGGCACGUAUGCAGAGCUGGCUGGUGUACAUGAAGGGACUAGACAUAGAACUAAGAAACGAACACAGCAGCUACUGUAAAGAAGAGAAAUGGAGAGGUUGAAGCCAUGAUGGCUGUGUUCUUUGGGUGACAUGUUAGGGCUGAGUGUCUUUUGUGGUAGAAUUGAUUUCUGAAGAUUUAAACUGUAUUACACGCACACACAAAUGUCUUCUAACUUGUUGAAACAGGGUCUCAUAUAGUCCUGGUUGACAUCAAACUUGCUAUGGUCUCAAGGAUGACCUUGGACUCUGCUCCUGCCUCUGUCUCCUAAGUGCUAGGAUCUCAGGCAAGCACCACCACACCUAACAACAGCAACACCAGAGGAGUUGUCCUUGCCCUCCGACUCUCGGCCCUCAGAUGCCAAUCUGUUCGUGUUUGCCAUUGGGAAACUCGGUGUGGAUUCCAUUGAAGGUUGCGAUUCCUUCCACACUGGUUGUCGGCUCCAGAUCGUCAUCUGUCGGGCUAACUGAGAGGCUCUGCUCUGCACCCACCUUGACUUGGCAGUUCUGAGCUCAGCAGUUUGCUUCUUUUGGUUGCAGGACAGACCCUAGCUGCCAGCAAGCAGGUAGAUUUUCAGCAGUUGGGAAGUUUUUGUGUUCCCCAUUAUACAAUAGAAAUUCUCUCCAAUUUUCUAAGUGAUCAAAACCCAAUUUUUAAGUUUGUCUUGGCUUUCAUUUUCUAGCUGCCAAUUAAAGAAAAAAAUGUUUUAAAGAA
Molecule: messenger RNA, 3039 nt
Organism: Peromyscus leucopus (white-footed mouse)
Lineage: Eukaryota; Metazoa; Chordata; Mammalia; Rodentia; Cricetidae
Gene: Rcan3
Product: RCAN family member 3
Exons: 6
Coding region: 340-1059 (239 amino acids)
Biological process (GO): calcium-mediated signaling
Cellular component (GO): cytoplasm; nucleus
Molecular function (GO): nucleic acid binding; calcium-dependent protein serine/threonine phosphatase regulator activity
Source: RefSeq, a predicted model, not a curated record